Molecule: messenger RNA, 1568 nt
Organism: Lycium barbarum (goji berry)
Lineage: Eukaryota; Viridiplantae; Streptophyta; Magnoliopsida; Solanales; Solanaceae
Exons: 2
Coding region: 101-913 (270 amino acids)
Source: RefSeq, a predicted model, not a curated record
UUUAAAUCCAUAUCUAGAGCAUUCAGGUAUAGUAACAAGCAAAUUAAUCUAUUUCCAAAUUUCUUCUAAUCUUCUUUUUGAUAUAUCCCCAAUUAUUGUUAUGGCUAUGAACAUUGAGUUGUCCUCUGAAACCAAACAAGAAGAAAUGCAGGUGGCAAUAAAGGUCGAUGAGGACGUUCAAGAAAAUGAGGUCCUUGAGGCCAAGACAAAAAUAGUAGAUCCAGUUGAACUCACAAAGCCCGCCUUAGAUUCGGCUUGUGAAAGUGGCACAAGCACCGCAGAGGCCCACGAAAAGUCUAGCAAUCGGAUAUUGAAAGCACCAGAGGAGGAUUCUACAAGAUCAAUAAGGAGUGAAGUGCAAACAUUAUUGUCUUUGUUGUUAACAGUCAUGGUGUUUAUCGCAGGAGGGGCAUAUGCAGCUCUUCUUAAUUUUCAUGAAGUUUUUCCUCACGUAGAGCAUGUCAAGAUUGUGAACCUUAGCAUCCUUGAGUUGUUGACAUUUCCAAGUGCUGCAGUAGAAGGUUUUCUUUUCCUUAGUGCGGCCACAAUCACAUUCAUAUCAAGCAUGUUGGUGAUUUUGUCUGCCUUGUGCCUGAUCUGUGGGAAAUGGGCAUGGGGCCCUUCAUUGGCAACCUUAAUCUUGUUUGUAAUAGCGGCAAUGUUUCUUAGUUUUUUUGCUAUGCUGAAUAAGCUUGUUCCGCACUUCAUCACAGUAGGCAGAGGCCAUGCCAAAGUUCCCGGAGUUAUAAUUGUUAUAUUCUACAGUAUGUACGUGAUGAUUCUUAUACCUAUAUUGGUAGUUAUUGUUCAAAGGGUAAUUUAUGGAAUUCGUACAUGUAAGAUAGUGAAGUUUGUGAUGCAGACUGAGAAUUCAGAACAAAGACAUGACGGGGCUGUGGAAAAGAAUGGCUAGGCUCAUAAAAGGAAGGAGAUGCAGAGAGUUUGUGAUGGCAGUUCUAACCUAUGUUGCUCGGACUCUCCAAAAAUGUAGCCGCACCCGUGUCGGAUCCUUCAAAAAUGCACUACUUUUGGAGGAUCCGACACGCACCCGUGUCCAUUUAUUUAGAAUUUGUAGAAAUUUGUAAAUAAAAAAAAGUAAUAAAUACAAAAAAUAGAAAUAAUAAGGAAGAGUCGGAUUUUUUCAGGGAAUGAUUGGUCCGUCAGAAAAGGAAAAAGGUGUGAAAUUCGCUUUCUUUCACUUGAAGAGUCCGAGUAACAUAGGUUCUAACUGCACUGAUCUAUUUUAUCUGGAGGGUGAGGAAUGAAGCACUAUAGGAAGGAAGAAUACUGAUGCCAGGGAAGCUGAUUGAAGCUGUUAAGGAGGAGUGUAAGCUAAAAACUCAAGAAAUUUUGCAUAGGAGAAUAAAUGGCCAGGAAAGACAUGGAUAAAAAAAUUGUACAGGGGGACUAAUACACAAAGAACUUAGCAUAGAUGGAGAAGGGGAAUAGAUAGAGAUGAGUGAUAAACAGAGUAGACUUUGAAUUAUUUCUUUUCUUAUGUGAACUGCUGUUUGUACUGGGUACUUGAUGGAAGAGCAAUAAAUAUUUCUUGUUUACCAAAAAAAUAA